GGCGUCGUUAAAAGGAAGUCAUUUUGUUCAGCAAAAGGUCGGGGUUUUUCUGCAAGAAGCAGUGCUGGCCUACUUGGGGUGGUGAGACCCAGCUACUUCCCCCAGUUCACCUGGUAGUUUCAACGUGUGGUGGCUAUUCCACACACCCCCUAAUCCUCCGUAAUCCUUUUCCCUCCCUCCCUGAAAUUGCAAAUAAUUUCACAAUCAAUUUCAUUUCCCCUUCCCCACUUUCCCACAUGCCAAACACAUUUACGAUACAUAUACCACUUCCCAUCGUGUUGAAUUAUCAUAACCCACAUGAUUCUUCCGGCGGAAGAGCUUCGCUGUAAGAAGAAGAACUGUGUCUUAGCUCUAUUAUAGGCUUCAACGUCCUACCCAAACCCAAAUUGAUAGAUUUCCUCAUGUUCAUGUGGUUUUCUUUCUAAUCUCCAAUCCCGGCUUCUAAGGCCCAAAAAACGAGGGCAGAAAACGCUUUGCCUGUUGUGGGUUUUCUGUAUUUUAUGAUUUCAUGGCUUCUUCAAUGCUCAAUGGAGCUGAGAAUCUUAGUAUCACCAGAAGCCUAGCUCCAAAUGGGUUGUUUUUUCUGCGGUCGGAUCUCCAUGGUAAGUUUUCUCCAAAGAAGGGUUUGGUUUCAUAUGGUAGGAAUUCCAAGACCAGAACCUCAUCACCCAAGUGCAGUUUGUCUGCCUCAAGGCCUGCCUCUCAGGCUAGGUUCAUACAGCACAAAAAAGAGGCAUUUUGGUUCUAUAGGUUUUUGUCAAUGGUGUAUGACCAUGUCAUAAACCCUGGCCAUUGGACUGAGGAUAUGCGCGACGAUGCGCUCGAGCCUGCUGACCUCUAUGAUCGGAAUAUGAGAGUGGUGGAUGUGGGUGGGGGAACCGGGUUCACCACUCUGGGCAUAGUUAAGCAUGUUGAUGCCAAAAAUGUGACAAUUCUGGACCAGUCUCCUCACCAGCUUGCCAAGGCCAAGCAGAAGGAGCCCUUGAAAGAUUGCAAGAUAAUUGAAGGGGAUGCAGAGGAUCUCCCAUUCCCCACUGACUAUUUUGAUAGAUACAUUUCUGCUGGAAGUAUUGAGUACUGGCCUGAUCCACAGCGUGGCAUUAAGGAAGCAUACAGGGUACUGAAAAUUGGAGCAAAAGCCUGUAUAAUUGGUCCCGUGUACCCAACCUUUUGGUUGUCUUGCUUUUUUGCUGAUGUGUGGAUGCUCUUUCCAAAGGAGGAGGAGUACAUUGAGUGGUUUCAAAAGGCUGGUUUCAAAGAUAUAAAACUGAAAAGGAUUGGUCCAAAAUGGUAUCGUGGUGUCCGUCGGCAUGGUUUGAUUAUGGGUUGCUCUGUGACAGGUGUGAAGCCUUUAUCGGGAGACUCUCCCCUCCAGCUUGGUCCUAAGGCAGAGGAUGUGAGUAAGCCUGUGAAUCCAUUUGUGUUCCUUCUGCGGUUUGUUCUUGGUGCAAUGGCAGCAGCUUACUUUGUGCUUGUUCCAAUUUACAUGUGGCUCAAAGAUCAAAUUUUCCUAAAGGGUAGACCUAUCUGAAAGAGAUAGAAUGGGAAGUGGUCUGCCAAUCUCUGAAGAGACUGCCUCUUCUUGUUCACUGAUUAUUGUGCAUUCUUUUCUUUAAUAAGGGAUUGUAUGCAACAGGGCAAGCCGUCUUUGACUCCUACAUGUGGCAUUGUAACUCUUUUGCUGGAAAAAAAAUGUCCUGAAGUUUACAGGGUUGAUAAGGUCGUUAGACAA
Malania oleifera is the source of this 1732-nucleotide messenger RNA. RefSeq names its product 2-methyl-6-phytyl-1,4-hydroquinone methyltransferase, chloroplastic-like. Lineage: Eukaryota; Viridiplantae; Streptophyta; Magnoliopsida; Santalales; Ximeniaceae. The transcript has 3 exons. Gene Ontology annotation, biological process: methylation. The coding region runs from base 509 to 1531 and encodes 340 amino acids. The record is from RefSeq and is a predicted model, not a curated record. Gene Ontology annotation, molecular function: 2-methyl-6-phytyl-1,4-benzoquinone methyltransferase activity.